Molecule: messenger RNA, 1530 nt
Organism: Rotaria sp. Silwood2
Lineage: Eukaryota; Metazoa; Rotifera; Eurotatoria; Philodinida; Philodinidae
Source: the annotation of a GenBank genome assembly
AUGAUGAAUGAUACAUCGAAAGAAACUUCAUUUGUAACAAAUCCUGAAUCAAAACGAACUGGUCGUCGUCAACGUCGUCGUUCUAUUAUUCACGAAUUUUGUUUGAAUACAUCAACUCAUGCUCUACCAGGAAUUGCUCGCAGUGAAACUCUUCAUAAUCGUGUAUUUUGGUUGAUUUCAUUCCUGAUAUUUACUGGUAUAAUGAUCUAUUUUGUAGUUAAAUCAAUAAUGGCUUUUUUCGAUUAUCCAACAACAAUUGAUCUUACUUAUGAUAGUGAUUGGCAGCAAUAUUUUGCAGCAUUUAGUUUUUGUAAUAUGGCGCCAUUUCGUCUCGAUCUAAUGAUUGAACCACUUUCGAAUUAUGCAAAUUCUCUCGAUCUAACAAAUACAAACGAUACACAAUAUGUAUAUCAAUCGAGUUUUAUUUGGGAUUUUAUUGCUGAUAAAUUAAAUAAAAAUGAAUCAUUAGAAGAUUACUUUUUUCCAUUAUCAUCAAUGGUUCAUUUUUGUUUAUACAAUUUAAAAUCAUGUUCAUUAGACGAUUUUAUUUCAUUUGUAUCACCAGUAUAUGGCCAAUGUUAUACAUUUAAUGCUAAAUUAAAAAAUAGCACAGAUAAUAGUCUUCGAAGUGGUAAUUUUUAUGGUGGUGCAGGUAUACUCACUCUAGGUCUUUAUAUUCAUAGUUACCAGUAUUUAUCUUUAUUGACUGAUGCUGCUGGUAUAUUAGCUCUUGUCCAUGAUAAUAGACAAGUACCUACGAUUGAAACGAGUGGUGUCGAAUUAGGACCUGGUCGAAGACACAAAAUAUCGUACCGGAGAAAAAAAACUACAUUUUUAUCUUCACCUUAUAGUGAUUGUACAAAUGAAAUAUCUAAUUCAUUGAAUGCUAUACUUAAAAAUUAUGAUCCAGCAGAUUAUAAUUAUUCUCAAACUAUUUGCUUUCAAGUUUGUCAACAAAUUUUUGUUUAUGACGAAUGUGGUUGUAUUAAUCCAUAUGCAUGGAAUAUACGUUCGAUUGUUCGACCAGGUACCGAUAAAAUUAAUCUUGUACCGGUUUGCAAUAUUUCAGACAGUUGUUAUGAAACAGCAUCGGAUAAACUUUUUGCUUCGGCAAAAUUUUUUCAGAAUUAUUGUUCAGAUUGUUCACAAGAAUGUUUAAUAAACAAUUUUGUUGUUCAAACAUCAUCUUCAAUGUCGUCUUUUGAUUCGAUAAUAUAUAGUAUUAAAAAUUUUGUGGAAAACUCUACUGUGUUAUUACCUGAUGACUGGUCAACAUCAUGGCGUCAGUAUAUUGAUGAAAAUUAUCUAAUGGUAAAUGUUAUACGUGAAACACAUGUCGUAGAAAUAAAUACACAAACAUCAUCGGUCAGUUUAGUUGAUGUUCUUUCAAAUAUUGGAGGUCACGCAGGCCUAUGGAUUGGAAUUAGUUUUUUAUCAAUUAUGGAAUUAAUUGAAAUGAUCUUUCGAUUAUUUCGAUAUCAAUGGUAUUUGAUACGAGAAACAAUGCAAAGAAGAAUUAAUGUAAUAUAA